AUGCCAAAGGAAGGGCAGGGCAAAAGUCCCCGAGGUACGAAAGGGGUGGAGGACGAGGUGACCUUUGAGUCGACUCAAAAGUCACCUCGCUACAAUGGAACGCGACGCAGCCCGAGAUUGCCAAAGGAAGGGCAGGGCAAAAGUCCCCGAGGUACGAGAGGGGUGGAGGACGAGCUGAAUUUUGAGAUGACUUUUGAGGGGAGCAGCGAGCUGAGCAGUGAAAUUGGCGUGGCACGGAGAAACCAACUCAUCAACCAGCGGCGGAGCAAUGAGAGGGUAUACGCCACGAUGCGGCGCACUGAGAGGGGCCUCAAAGCCACGGGAGGUGCUGGCACAGUCAAGCUCUCCCCUGCCAUCCCGCCUGCUGGGCCCGUUGACGUGUCGACGGUUCGCGGUGCAAUCACGCCCGGCCGCUCCCAGGGAAAGUCCGGCAGGACCUCGUUCCGGGCAGCUGAGAGAAGUUUUCUGCCCGAUUUUGAGACGACGGUGAUGGAUUUGAAGCUGGAUUUGAAGGCUGCAGGGGCUGCUGCUGCUGCUGCUGCUCCUCCUGCUGCUGCUGCUGCUGCUCCUCCUCCAGCUGCUGCUGCUGCUAGUCUCGGGAACUCGAGCAGAAGAAUCCAGGGGAAAAGCCCAAGGCGGAGUCCUAAGGAGCGACGAAGGUUUUCUCAUAGUGACCUCCGGGUUGACCUGGGCGUUGACCUGAGCGUUGACCUUAGCAGGGACCUCGUUGACCUUCGAGGGGACCUGGUGAGCACGCCUGGCAGGGGGAGGGUGGGAGUGGGGUUGAGGGAAGGGGUGAAAGCGAGCUCGGGGCGGGCUUCUAAAGUGGGGCUUUUAGGCGGGGAGAUCUGCUCCCUGCAGGAGAGGUACUUAGUUAAGCAGGAGAUUGGGGGCGGGUCGUAUGGGAUCAUCAGGGCAGUGAGGGAGAAGGCGACUGGCAAGACAUGGGCGUGCAAGAGCAUUGACAAGGAGCAGAUUCAGAGCAAGAGGGCAGUGGUGGCUAUGAGGAGGGAAGUGAUGGUGAUGCAGCUGCUUUCGGGGCAUCCGCACGUGGUGGAGAUGAAAGAGGCAAUUGAAGAUGACACGCACGUGCACAUAGUCAUGGAGCUGUGUCGCGGGGGGGACCUCUUCGACCGCAUCAAGCAGAGGCGGCGCUACGAGGAGGCACCAGCGGCCGCCGUGCUGCAGCAGCUGGUGGGGGUGCUGCGGGCGUGCCACUCCCUGGGAGUCAUGCACCGCGAUGUCAAGCCCGAGAACCUGCUGCUCUGCUCGCCCCAUGAUGAUGUCGCUGUGAAGGUUACUGAUUUCGGGAUCGCUGCACCAAUAAAGUCAGGCGCAAAGCUAACGGAGUUGAUAGGGUCGCACAUGUACAUGGCGCCAGAAGUGAUCAACAAGAGCUACAGUGCCGAGGCCGACGUGUGGUCAGCGGGAGUGGUCCUAUACGUGCUUCUGGCCGGCGUGCCGCCCUUCUGGGCCUCCACAGAAUCCGGAGUGCUCCAUGCAAUCGUAUCCAAGCCCCUCAACUUCUCCUUCCCUCCAUGGCCUUCUAUAUCCGCGGAGGCAAAGAACCUUAUAAAAGAGAUGCUUAAGAAAGAUCCGGCGGAGAGAAUCACACUGGAUGCUGUGCUUGGUAAGUUCACCUUUUACUAA
Molecule: messenger RNA, 1650 nt
Organism: Closterium sp. Yama58-4
Lineage: Eukaryota; Viridiplantae; Streptophyta; Zygnematophyceae; Desmidiales; Closteriaceae
Source: the annotation of a GenBank genome assembly